Messenger RNA from Zeugodacus cucurbitae (melon fly), 3101 nucleotides. It is a transcript of the gene Ttc7, whose product is annotated as tetratricopeptide repeat protein 7B. Bases 355 to 2952 code for a protein of 865 amino acids. The transcript has 9 exons. Gene Ontology annotation, biological process: phosphatidylinositol phosphate biosynthetic process; protein localization to plasma membrane. Lineage: Eukaryota; Metazoa; Arthropoda; Insecta; Diptera; Tephritidae. Gene Ontology annotation, molecular function: protein binding. The record is from RefSeq and is a predicted model, not a curated record. Gene Ontology annotation, cellular component: plasma membrane.
UGAAACAGCAGCAGUAAAAAUAAAAGUGAUUCUCAUAAAAAUUGCAAAUAUUUAUACAAAACAAUGUAUUGUCAAUUAAAAGUAAAGCAAUAAGUUAUAAUAUAUGCUAAAGUAACGGCUACAAUCAGAGAAAGGUUUUUAUGCCAAAUAAAAACAAGUGGAUAUUACUGGCAGAAUUGACAACAACGACGUUGAUGAAGAAGACCUCAGUUCAAGGAGGAAGCGAAGUCCAACAAACCAGUGUAGCUAAAUUUUAAAUUGAUAGUCACUUCAACAAUAAUUUCAAUACAUAGAUGUGCACUUUAGUGAAAUAACUUAAGAAACAAAUACUGUUUUUUGUUUAAAUAUAAAAAUAUGGCCGGCAGAAUGCGUAACACAACAAAAGUUGAGGCACUUAUUGAGAGCUGCCGCAGUGAAGGGAAAUGGCAACGGGUUAUCGAGCUGACUGAGGAGCUCAAAACUGGUUCGCCCAAUAAUGAAUGCCUUGCAAAUUUCCUAAUUGGAGAGGCUAAACUUGAAAACUACCUCGAAGAAAAUGCUCCCAUCGAAAGUAAUUUUGCCAAAGCCAAAAGUGGUCUGCAGGAUGCACGUCGCUGUUUACAUUUAGUUACGGGCGAAAGUGGACAAAAGGCGGGCAUAGCGUUAGAUGCAUAUUUGCUGUUGGCUAAGCUCUGCUAUGCUUGUGGCGAAUAUGAGAAAAGUUUGGAAAACUUUGUUAAAGCCGAGCUAAACACAUUAGCUGAAAAAGAAUUGACGCUACGCAGCCUGAAAAUAUUAGCUGAAUCAUAUGCCAUUAAGGGGUUGUGCCUGGAAAACCAAACCAGUAAACCUACGUCGAAAUUCAAAAAGGCCGAAAAGGAAGCAGAAAUGAUUACUUGCUUCGAGCGUGCCACAGAUUUGGGUUUACUAUAUCUGCAAGAACAGGAUAUUGCAUCAUAUUCUUCGGCGACUAAUAAUGCAGCCAAUGCCGGUUCAAUGCUAGCAAUAAAUUCCACUAGCAAUAUGGGUGGACUGCAAUCCUCACUAGGAGGUAGUAGCUUAACCAUAAGCACCACUAUACCUGCCAAUCCACUGGAACUUAAACGCCAUAUGGGCGCCAUACUCGAAACUGCAUUGCAGCGCGCGCCAAUUGUACUUAUCAAGGCGGGCAAAUUGCAGGAGGCAAUCGAACGCUAUCGCACCAUGUUGAAUGCCAUUGAAACGAAAAUGACACAGUCAUUACGCCUUACUUUGGCGCGACAGUUGGCCGAAGUGCUGCUGCGCGGUGUCUCGGGCACCAUUUAUACUGCACCCUUCACGAAAAAGCCAACUGGACAGGCACUGCGUUCGACCACAACGAAACGUUUGUGGAAACCGCGUAAAUAUGCAGCGCGCAAUCAAUUUACACCACGCAAUCAUCACGAAGAAACACUACUAUUGCUACUCAUAUCAGAGGCAUUAGCGGUGCGCGACACAGUGCUCUCUCAAAGCCCGGAAUUUCGUGUGGCACGCCAACAUGCUAUGGGUAAUGCCUCGGCGGUUUAUGAUCUGCUCACACUCGCCACCGUGCGUUGGGGUUUGGUGAAUAUGUUGCAGGAAUCCUUUGAGAAGGCAUUAAAAUUCUCAUUUGGCGAACAGCAUGUAUGGCGCCAAUAUGGCAUAAGUCUAAUGGCCGCCGGUAAGCAUGCGCACGCCUUACGUGUGCUACAAGAAUCCAUAAAAUUGACGCCAAGUGACCCAUUACCCUGCCUGCUGGCGGCGCGUUUGUGCUACGAGUCUCUGGCGUUAAUCAAAGAGGGGCUGGACUUUGCACAACAGGCGCUCAAGCGUGAAACCAAAGGCAUACGUCCAACGCGCAGCCAACUUUUCGUCGGUAUUGGUUAUCAGCAAUUAGCCAUAUUGACAACGCUCAAAUCAGAGCGUGAUGCCUACAAUAAGCAGGCAUUGGAUUCACUUGAGAAGGCUGUACAAAACGAUGACAACGAUCAUCUAUGCGAAUAUUAUCUAUCAUUGCAAUAUGCACUACUUGGUAAUAUCGCCGAGGCGUUAACACACGUACGCUUUGCGCUCGCCCUGCGUACUGAGCAUGCGCCCAGUUUGCAUUUAUUCGCUUUACUGUUAACCGCAUCGCGUCGGCCUCGUGAAGCAUUGGCUGUGGUGGAGGAUGCGCUCGAUGAGUUUCCGGACAAUUUGAAUUUACUGCAUGUCAAAGCCCACCUGCAAUUGCAUUUACAAGACGCCGAAUUAUCGCUGGUCUCCGUGCAAAAGAUGCUGGCCAUAUGGCGUGAAUUGUACGAGGGACAAGUGAGUGUGGAGGAGGAGAAGCAUUCGGAUACCAGAAGCAUUGUAGUGCACAUGAACCCCACGGCCGUGUCGUCGCAAAUGUCCGACAAAGAUUCAAAUUCGGUGUAUGCUGCUUCAUUGGCAGCAGUUUCGCGUGUUGAACAAGCUUUAAGUGAAGCGGCCAGCUCGCUGAGUUCUUUUACGCCACGUCCGGGACCACAGCGGCCAUGGAUGAUACAGAUUAAGAUUUGGCUGUUGCUCGCUGAUGCGUAUUUGAAUAUCGAACAACCGCAUGAGGCAUUAAAUUGCAUACAGGAGGCAUCGCAAAUCUAUCCGCUUUCACAUCAAAUUAUGUUUAUGCGCGGUCAAAUUUACUUAUAUCUGGAGCAGUGGAACGAUGCGAAACAGUGUUUCCUUAAUGCCGUUUCGGCCAAUCCAAAUCACACAGAGGCAUUACGUGCGCUCGGCGAGACGCAUCAUGUACUUGGCGAACCACGUCUGGCGGAGAAAAUGUUAAAGGAUGCAGCGCGCUUGGAUCCCAACUGUCCCAAGAUAUGGUUCAGUUUGGGCAAAGUUAUGGAGACACUGGGUGAUUACACUGCCUCUGCUGAUUGUAUGGCGACUGCAUUGCAAUUGGAGCCUACAUGUCCUGUACUUCCAUUUACCUCAAUACCGCUGACCUUCGAUUGAGUGCGACAAGCGUUGUUACAAUGUAUGCGAUUUAUAUUAUUUAUAAUGUUGGCAAAUUGUGCAGCGAUUUAGCAGCACUUACUCUAUAUAUACAUUACAUUAGUAACUAACUGAAACAACAUAUAAAAAUGCAGUUGAUUGAACACUUA